CAGAACCCAACUCAGCUUUCGCUACACUUAUUUACCAAUGUUCCGUUUCGCAGCCAGAGCAUCAGCAGCAGUAGCAUCGCGAGCAGCCCAGCAGCAGGCACUCGGCAAUGCCGGCCGACGGAUCCGCCAGCAGCACCGACGCACGUUCAUGGCGAUGCCGUCAUUCAGAGUGGGCGACAACUCUUGGCGCACGCCAGUCGUGGUUAUCUCGGCAGCCCUGGGUCUGUCAACGAUUGGGUUUUUUGCAUUCUCCACGUUCUUCGGGCCGGGCAGCAAGUACCCGGGCGACGUUCGCAAGCUGCUGCGCGAAGGCGGGAUGGCGUAUCUGCGCACAGCCGACAAGCAGGAUCUGCCCAAGGCUGUCGACGCCUGGGUCCAGUCUGAUCCUGAGCACUCGCGCGACGCACCGCACAUAACCGGCCUGGUAGCGCGUAUCGCUGCCGUGUACCACGAAAUGGGCGAUUUGGAAAACACGGUCCGGCUCUACAAGGACUUGCUGAGUCGAAUUCUGGGCGACGAUGGGAUGGCGGAUCCGCACACGCAGGUACGGGUUCUGCUCGACGAGAAGCAGCCCAAGGAUAAGCGCGAAAACACGCUGCGUGCGCUUGGAUGUGCCAACAAGCUGGCGGAGACGUACGAGGAGCGGGCGAUGCGGUCGAAGCGCCGCAGCGCUCUGCUAGCCGACCCUGACCUGGCCUCGCACGACGUGCAGGAGGCCAGCCGGUGGUACCAGUGGUGCCUGCAGGUGGUGAUGCUGGCCUACCAGAACCACUACAACCAUCUGCAGCUGGAGAAGAAGCUGCCGCUGACCAACACGCCAUCGUUUGACCCCGAUACGCUGCCAAAGUUCUUGUCGGUUGAGGUCGUCACCAGCCUAUUCUACAAUGCCGCCGCGUUCUUUUCGACACACGCACAGUACGGGUUUGCCGUGCCUCUGCUGCAGCGCGCGCUGGAUCUGCUGCGUCGCGGGGCUGAUGGCACCGAGACGGGCGUGUGCCGGUCGAGCGUGCUGAUGAGCCAUCUGGCCAAUGCCGCUGUGAUGACCAGCAACCUGCCAGCAGCCGAGAAAUGGGCUAUCGACGGCCUGGCGCUGGCGAAGAGGUUCCCGCAGAACGCCGACUGCCUCAACAGCUUUGUUGCGCUGACCUACAACCUGGGCGCCGUCUAUGAGGCUGCCAACAAGCACGAUGACGCCCGCGUGCAGUACCGGCAGGCAAUCGAGGUGGCCAAGGUUACCGAUGACAGCAAGGCCCAGGAGCUGGCGACUGAGGCACUGAAUCGCGUGGCCAAGUAGUAGUAUGGCUUGAUAUCACUGACGGCAGUAGUGCGAGCAUUGUCGAGACCCUGCACUGGAGAGGCAUUCGGAAACUGCUGGCCACUGACGCCGUAGGAAAGAGCCUGGUGCAGCGAUCGCCUGCUUCGCACAGCUGCAGUGCCGGUGCGACGUCUGCGGGGAGGGCGGUAUCCGAUGUAUCAGGUGGCCAUGGCCGCAGCGCACAUGCACUCGUGAUGAACAUGCCGUUAUCGCCAUCACUUGUUGAGUCUGGCCGUCUCGAUAGGCGCGGGCUUGCUGAUUUGAUUCCCCCAAAAUCUCUGCUUUCUGGCCAUGGCGCCGGGUGAGAGAGCGUGAGGGGCCACUCUUUGUCAAAAAAUAAAAAAAUUUUCCAU
Messenger RNA from Linderina pennispora, 1668 nucleotides. RefSeq lists its product as uncharacterized. The transcript is spliced from 2 exons. Gene Ontology annotation, molecular function: misfolded protein binding. Lineage: Eukaryota; Fungi; Kickxellomycota; Kickxellomycetes; Kickxellales; Kickxellaceae. Gene Ontology annotation, cellular component: i-AAA complex. The coding region runs from base 38 to 1294 and encodes 418 amino acids. The record is from RefSeq and is a predicted model, not a curated record. Gene Ontology annotation, biological process: protein quality control for misfolded or incompletely synthesized proteins.